AUGCCUCGGCUGACGGCCGUCCACACCGGAGGCCAGGGGGGUUCGGGACGGGGAGAGACAGCAGGCCGGGACCGUCAAUGGAUGGAGGAAGUAAAAGAGGACGGGGAGGGAGAACCUGCCGGGGGGAACCAAGAACUGCGGGGACUGCUGAAGGUGGAGGUGUCGCUGCAGCCCGCUCUGUUACUGGUGUGCUGGAGGCUCCUGUUGCUCUGUUUACUGUGGACGGUUCUGGGAGGUUGUGUUCAUGCCCUGAAGUGCUGCCUGCAGCCAGGACAGAACCAGUUCAAGGGGGAACCUCGGCAGAGGAUACAGCAGGAGGGUGUGACUGAAACCGGUAAUAGCCAGUGUUCAUGGGUGUCCCAGUUUAGGAGCCCAGGCCUCCACACUCCUCUGUCCCUGGCCCUGGCAAACAGCCUGCUGCUGUGUGUGCUCCAGGAGCCCCUGCCAGACCCCCGUGUGCCCCACAUUCAGGCUCUCCUCUCCAGGCUGGAGUCAGUGUCUCACACACUCGAGAAGGCUGGUACAGGAUCAGAGGUGACACCGGAGGAGGUGGACCGAGACUCCAUACUGAUAGACAAAGUGAAGCUCAUCUGCGCCUACCUACGGCAGAGGAUGAGGUCACUGUGUACUCUCGUCCAGGUGCAGGGGGAUUUCGAGGCCGGCGUGAAGGACAUGCUGGAGGGCCUAGAUGGCCUCUGGGCUCGGCUGGAGGAACUGCACACUGGGGUCACACUAACCAAAGAGGGGAGUCGAGGCCACGGAGACCUGGCCUUGGCCUGGACAGACGCAGAGAACUUGUUCGCAGUACUGGGACACUACAGGAGCAGACUUCAGUGCUGCCAGACUCAUCUGGAGGACAGCACACAUAUACUCCAGGAGUUAACCUGGAGUCAGACUCAUGUAAGCAACAGUGUGAGCAGCAGCGGUGAGUCGGUCUGGCCAGAGCUGUUGCUUCAGUCCAACAUUGAGCAGUUUGACAAGGUGCGGGAGAGUUUCUUCUCCCUGGAACAACAGACCUCUACUUUCCAGGCCCACCUGGAGGGACUAAGAAAGGGAAAUCAGGAAGGACACCCGAGACCCCUCGCUCAUGCUAACGGGGCCAGUUCACGCUCAGCCUCUCCGGGGACUUCCCCAUAUCUCCAUUGUGGACGCACAAGCGACGUGUCGCUGGAGCAUCGUAGUUCGACCUGUGCAUCGGCGUCUACAUCCUCCGUGGAUGCAGUCACAGACGCAGAAACAGACACUCCCCUCUCACUGUGUGAGAGGUCAGCUUUGCAGUUCUCUUCCACUAUUGGACGCCUGCGUAAAUCUGGAAGGAGGAAGUGA
Messenger RNA from Xiphias gladius (swordfish), 1326 nucleotides. RefSeq lists its product as uncharacterized. NCBI's taxonomy places the organism in Eukaryota, Metazoa, Chordata, Actinopteri, Istiophoriformes, Xiphiidae. The transcript has 10 exons. Bases 1 to 1326 code for a protein of 441 amino acids. The record is from RefSeq and is a predicted model, not a curated record.